AUGGACAGCAACCAAGGGCCUCGUAUCCAGGGGGCCGCUCUUCCCCUACAGCCCGUCCCAGGUGGGAAUGUUCGAGGUCUUACAGGUCUCUCGAGUGGUAUGUACGGGGCAGCUGUGAUGAGCGCUACACAACUCAUCGCCGCGAUCAACGCCGAAGAAAAUGCGGCACUCAGCGCUUCUACCAACGACACUCCUGGAACAGUCUUCAACCGUCUUGUCGGCCGGAUCUGGAUUGUCACUAUGGAAUUGACACUCCCGGUGUUCAAUGAGUAUGUUCACUUCACUGAGGAGCCGAGCGAAGAGGAGUGGGCAUUCAUCGAGGCGAGAUUGCAAAUCGCAAAUACAUACUUCUUCGACCAUGUGUUUGGCGAAGAGAACCUUGCCAUAUGUGGCCAUUUGAGUCAAACAGCGUGGAACCACUUGGACAGCUAUCAUAUCCGCCAGCGGGCCAAUUACUGGCGCAUGAUCCCUCUUACCCACAUGGAUAUCAUCAACUUCAUGACUUUUAUUGGCCCUUAUUUCCGCAAGGAUGAGUACCUCGCGCUCCUAGGUCCACUGAAGCACUACAUCGACUUCAACGAGCUCUAUGAGCAGAAUUCCCUGGGAUUGCGAAGGAAAGUGGCAGGCCAAGACCUGCUUCCGGCGCAAGAAUCCUGCUUGAAUCUAUUCCAGAGCCUUGGUCAGUUCUUCGUCACCUAUUGUUAUAUCCUAUGGACGACCUUUAGUCACGGGGGACUAAUGCUUGCCUCGGUUGGAGAGUACAACUUCCCUCCAACGGCACGACUGCGCACGGACUUCGCCGCCCUCUAUGCGGAUUUCAAGAAACUCGCAUUGAUUCCUCUUGCCUACAAUGUCCCUGUUGUUGAAGCCUGGUCAGUGGGAGGCGAGGCCAAAUGAAGUUCUGGGUAAGUCUGUCAUCGUCGAACAGCUCCUGAUGGCACCCAUCAACGGAAAUAGACCAUUCAAUAUGGCACAUCGGACAUGAGAUUGGGUCACGAAAACGUCUCAGCGUGGCGUAAGCGAUAGCAUGCUCAGUUAUUGCACACUCGAGGGUCUGUUCAAGAGGCUGGAUGUCCACUGCCUGGUAUGAGCGAAUCUGGAUUAUGCACAUGGUGCAAAAUGGAACGACAAGGCAUUUAUAAAGUUGUUCUGUAUGUCGAUUUCUUAGACAGAGCAAGGUACAUGUAGCUACCCGUGUAAAGGGACCGUAGGAGCAAGCUGGAUAUUGAGUCUCGCAUCAAGGAGAGGGGUUGCGUGUUACGCC
Paraphaeosphaeria sporulosa is the source of this 1264-nucleotide messenger RNA. RefSeq lists its product as uncharacterized. NCBI's taxonomy places the organism in Eukaryota, Fungi, Ascomycota, Dothideomycetes, Pleosporales, Didymosphaeriaceae. The record is from RefSeq and is a predicted model, not a curated record. The coding region runs from base 1 to 897 and encodes 298 amino acids. The transcript is spliced from 2 exons.